CAUCGAGCAUCCGUUUGCUUAAUGCUCUCUGUUUUUCAAGCGCGUUUUCGCUAGGCAGGGCGCGCGGCGCUCAACUCCACCGGUGUCACGAAUCCGAAAGCUCUUGAAUUUUCCGAGGUUUGUCCGGUGGUGUUGGGAGUGGGAUUUAUUUUAAGCGUGUUUAAUACAUUAUACACUUUAUAUAACUACAGUGGAAAGAAACUCGAGGCCUAAAUCGAGUAUUUGCGUUAAGUCUCACACAAACUAUAGACCGAUAUAUCAUAACGGGCGAGAAGCUUCAGGCACCUCCUGUCAACACUUUGACGCGUUGUAGAUUAUGGUAUUCUGUGAGUGUUAUUGGGAGCGCCGGGUGUUUAAAAGUAGCUACAUUGUAUCCAUCAUUUUAUUGAGCCUUUCGAGGUAAAGGCAGGGAGGCGUACAUAGUGUACCGUGUUGUCAAAAUGCCCGCAUUGUCUUUCCAUCAGUGUGAGCAAGGCCUACCAACAGCAACAGAGCUCUGAAGCAAGAUAUGCUGUGCUUUAUGCAUCUAACUGCACGUUUGCAUCCAUUCAGGGCGUUUUAUUAAGGCGAUAUGAUCAUUUUCAUGAUCAAAACAUUGAAUGACUGCAGUUGAAUGCUCGUGGUUGAGUUUUUGGUCUUUGAAAAAGCGUUGAGCUUCCCAAAAUCAGACAAGCAAAGUUACCUGCAGGUCCCUGUGCCACCUCUAGUCUACUACAUUUCCAUCAUUCAGAAUUUUCUCCUUUUACGUGACACGAUAACCGAUGGCAGAGAAUGUCUAAUAACAUAGCCCAGGCCAGGAAGUUGGUGGAGCAGCUGAGGAUUGAAGCAGGCUUUGAACGCAUUAAGGUGUCGAAGGCUGCUGCGGACCUCAUGAGUUACUGCGAGCAGCAUGCAUGCAGCGACCCUCUGCUGGUGGGGGUUCCCACCUCGGAGAACCCUUUCAAAGACAAGAAGCCUUGCAUCAUUCUAUAGCUACUCUCUCUAGCCCAGCCCUCCCAGUCCCACUUUAACCAGUGCCCAUCCCCAGUCAGUGGGCUAUUUCAGUCCAACACUUCUUUUGACCUGGAAUCCACAGUAUUCUCCAGAAAUAAAUGCCACACUCUCUCUUAGUACAAAACUAAAGGGGGCAAUAUCUGUAUACCUAGCGUCAUGUAGCCCUGCAUUGAGCUUGUCUAUAUGAAUGAAUCUAUACAUGUGUGCACUGUCUACAUUCAUGUAUAUAGACUCACUUAAGAGGAGGUGGCAGAUUUGGGAUUUGUAAAGUAUUUCAUAAUGAUUACACAGUGCUUAAGUGACUAAGAGAUACUCCAGCAUGUUUUUCAGUGAAGUGGAUGACCUUAUUACCACAUAGGUGAUGGUAGAGAUUGAAGAAAGACAGUCAUGCUUAUGCUGACUGACUAGCUGGUUUGCCCAGUUACACUGUGGUAAAUGGUUGUUCAGUAUUAACCCUGCAUAGUUGUGUUAGAUCUGCAAGCUAAAGGUUCGUUUAGAUUUCUAUGGCCAAAAUUGAAUCCAGGUAUGCUUAUCUUUAUCAAAACAGCACAUUUCAUGUUUUACAAAGGAUUCAAGACAUUAACCAGAGUUGCCAAUAUUUGUACUUUUUUUUUUUUCCUUCCAGUCCGUUUGUGAGCAGUUGUUUUUCUUUUCAUUGAUAAAAACACAUUAGGCUUGAUGCUUUCUUUUUCUAGUCUUUAUACUGUAUUUCAGAAUCUUCAGACACUUAAGUUAUAAAGGAAUAAUUUUAUAUAAUGCUGAAAAUAUUAACCUGAUACCUCCUUCUCAGCCCGUUUUAAUGUGCAGAUCUAAACCGAUAUUAAAGCCGAAGUUGUAUUUGGAAUAUUAACUUAAAUAUGUUUGGAUGCAACAUUUAUAGUAAAAUAUCUUGAAAUCAGACCAGGAUACUGCAUUACCUUUCAGUAUCAAUAUACAUUAAAGAUCCUGAUGGCAGAGGCUUUGUCCUACCCCAUAAGUUUAGUGAUUUUAAAAACAAUGUCUGAGCCCCUGCAUAUCACAGGCCAAUCUUCUUCUCUGAAGCCAAACUUGAUUGUAAAAUCCAUACAGAAGGAAAAAAAAAUGUAUAAACUUUCUUUUGGAUAUGUUCAGAAGUGUUAAUUUGAGAAUAGCUAUUUGGAUUUGUUUGUUCCAAUUUCUUCUUUCUAUGGAAACAUGAAAUCUGGUCUUUGAGUACGAUAAUGUACAGUGUUUGAUGACUAAAAUCGCAUUCAUUUUUUUGUGGAUGUUUUAUCUUUUUGUAAUCUUUGUUUAAUAUUUCUGUUUCCUCCAUCAUUCAUAUUUAACCAUCCAGUUUGUCCUCUUUAAGGCUAGGCAAAGAAUUGAACUUGAGAAGGAUGGCUCUGGUGCUUGUACAGUACAUGGGAGAGCAAAUUGCUUACCUGCUCCCUUUUUGGGAAUGUGGAUUGGAUUGUUGACACUGUAAACACGAUGCCCACACGAUGACGACGUAAGGUGCUCAAGGUAUUGUUUUCAGGUGGUAGUACCUGUUUGAUGCAUUAAAGCACGUUGUAUGAGGUGGUCUAUGUUGAUAAGUCUUGUUAGUGGCUCUAUAUGAAGGGCAGGAUGUUCAGUGUUAUGCGACAGGCCACAGGGUUUGGCUCUGCCUGGGCAGUCACAUGCAGAAUGGCAAGAUGAGGGGCAAGGUCAAGCCACAACUCUGAAUGUUCUAUAUGCAUCCAGCACAUGAUCUACGAUCACUGGCCAAUAAGUGUCUUGUGCGCCACCACUCGUGACUGAAGUCGUUGGUCUCUAAACAGUCACAAUAGAAUUGCCCCACUGUCCUUCUUUAAAUGGCGAAAAUAACAUGUUGGUGCAGAAAAUCGAGUCUUGAGAAUGCUGUCGUAGUGUAAGGGGGACAGAGGGGGCCUGUGCUCCCUGCAGCCCAUAGGAUGCUGUCAUCAGCUCCCGUAUUAUGGAUGACUAAGAUGAGUGGAGAGGUCACAAGAUGGUUACGAGUCAUCCAGCAGACCAGAGAACAACAGAAUCACACUUCUCCCUGCUUGUGCUGCUCCCCUCCAGUGAGCCAGCAGUGGACAGAGCAGCCUUGGUGACAUCACUUCCUGUCAUAUUUGAGCUGAUCAGAGUAACACAUCCAAGCAUGUUUGGAGCAACAGCCUUAAAGCGAUAGUUCUCACAAAAUGAGAAUUCUGUCAUCAUUUCCUCACUGAUAUUUUGUUCCAAAAAAUUACGAAUUUCCUUCUUGCGUAAAAUGCAAAAGGAGAUAUUAGGCAGAAUGGUGGCCUCAGUUGCCAUUCAAUUUGAUUGCAUAUUUCUCCCAUACAAUGAAAGUGAAAGGUGACAGACAAACAUUUUGCUUAAUGUCUUUUUGUUGUGUUACAUGGCAGAAAGUAAGUAAUACAGGUUUGAAACAACAUUAGGCACUGUUGUGCAGAAUGCCAGCCUCAGUCACCAUUUACUUCCAUCGCAUCUUGUUUCCAAAUAAUGAAAGUGAAUGGUGACUGAAGCUAACAUUCUGCCUAAGAUAUCCUUUUCUGUUCCACUCUUGAAAUAAAUUAAUAUUGGUUUGGAAAACGUGAAGGUGAAUAAAUGAUGACAGAACAUACAUGUUUGGUUAAACUAGCCAUUAGUUAGUUAGUUUUAUCAGAAUAGGUAUAUGGGCUUUGUGGUAAAUGAGAGAGACGAUGCUUGAAGUGUCUGUUUUCUGUACAGUUGCAUUUCAAAAUAACUUGACCGAUUGGAUACUUUGGGGAAAAAAUAUACUGUAUUAUGUAAUGAAGGGUUGUAAUGUAAUCUCUUGAAGUAUUACAUUAGCUCACUGACUUCUCCACUGCUAACAGCAUUAUUACAAGGGAAAGACACUUAGAUCAGGAGUCCACAUAGGGAAAAGCUAUUCUGGAGAAGUGCAUUAAUUCACUGCAGAUGUGCAGUAAGUAUGAUGAGGUUUGUCAGUGCUAAGAUAAAGGUAGCACUAAACAAACUGUCAAACACAGGUGUGAGGAUUUGUGAGGCAGCAGUCAAACUAUUAAACUCAUUGUACCACGUUUGAUGGUAUUACACUGGAGCACGCACUGUGAAAGUCUGCUUAUUAGAAAUUAGUUCUCCACCUUCUUGACUCACAGUGUGUCAGGAUGCACUUUGCUCCAAAAUAUUGUUUUUAACCUUUAGUUUGCUUUCACCACCCUAGGUUAACAAUUCCACUUGCUUAGAUUUUAAAACCCUGCAAUCAUUCCAUUAAGCAAAUGGCUUUCUUUGUUGGGAAACCUGUUGUAUGCAACUGUUAGGACAAGGGAAUGCGUCCAUUCCUAAUUUGUGUUGCACACAGCAAGAACACUUAAGGUGCUGAGGAGGCCAUAAUACCUUAACCUUACUUCCUAGAUCCAAAACGUAAUUCGUCUUCACACACCAUCAAGCUCUUUCUUGACCAUGAGAGGUGAGAUUUAGGCUUUGUGUGGGUAAUCUCUUUAGCCGAGUCCUUAGCCAGUAGAAUCCAAUCUCAGCCUGUCCCAUUACUUUGUGUUUUUUCCUGUGAAUGCAUAUGUAUCUUUCUGCCUUGAUUAUGAAGAAAUAUAUCUAUUUUUUGUAAUUGUUCUUCUCGGAUGUGCCAUAAAUCAUGUUUUCUUGCACACUGUUAAUAUUUUGUGGAUAUUGCUGUUUAAAAAAAAAAUAUGAAAUCGAAAAAGUAGAUGAAAUAAAGACAAAAUGUUAC
This is a messenger RNA of Xyrauchen texanus (razorback sucker), 4681 nucleotides long. Its product is annotated as guanine nucleotide-binding protein G(I)/G(S)/G(O) subunit gamma-7-like. The record is from RefSeq and is a predicted model, not a curated record. The coding region runs from base 772 to 972 and encodes 66 amino acids. Gene Ontology annotation, molecular function: G-protein beta-subunit binding. NCBI's taxonomy places the organism in Eukaryota, Metazoa, Chordata, Actinopteri, Cypriniformes, Catostomidae. Gene Ontology annotation, cellular component: heterotrimeric G-protein complex. Gene Ontology annotation, biological process: G protein-coupled receptor signaling pathway. The transcript has 4 exons.